AUGGAGCAAUUGCUGUCUUAUCUUCCCCCAUUUGAGGGCCUGCUCCCCAAAUGGCUCGUCUUUGUCUCCAUGGUCUCCGCCAUCAAUAGUCUGCAGGCCUACUGCUCCACCGAUUACACCUCCAAGCUAUACACCAAUGGUACCAUUGCGCUCGACUCUCUCUCCGGUCGUACAUUUGGCACCUGGACCUUCCUCUCGGCCGUGAUUCGCAUGACCGCCGCCUAUAACAUCGACUCGCCCAUCGCCUACGAUCUGGCUCUCUGGACCUACGGCAUUGCUUUGACACACUUCACUCUUGAGCUGAUUGUCGGCAACGCAUCGCUCCGUGGUCGCUUCUUGAAUCCGUUGAUUGUUGCGUCUGGGUCGUUGGCCUGGAUGUUUUCACAGCGACAGGCUUAUUUGAAUCUCUGA
Molecule: messenger RNA, 411 nt
Organism: Penicillium oxalicum
Lineage: Eukaryota; Fungi; Ascomycota; Eurotiomycetes; Eurotiales; Aspergillaceae
Product: Erg28 family protein
Exons: 2
Coding region: 1-411 (136 amino acids)
Cellular component (GO): membrane; endoplasmic reticulum
Molecular function (GO): protein-macromolecule adaptor activity
Source: RefSeq, a predicted model, not a curated record